Aegilops tauschii subsp. strangulata is the source of this 465-nucleotide messenger RNA. Lineage: Eukaryota; Viridiplantae; Streptophyta; Magnoliopsida; Poales; Poaceae. The record is from RefSeq and is a predicted model, not a curated record.
AUGGAGGGUCAUGUGGGAGUCACGGUGCUAGAGUUCAUCGUCAGGCUGCGCGAGCCCCUUCGUAGCCGCCUGCGGCUUCCUCAUCCCUUCGCCAGAGUAAUGGAGGUUGAUCAGCCGCUCGGGUUGAGGCUGCACAUGAGUGGCUGCUGCAACGACACCAUGUGGGUGGACAUUGAGUACCCUAGACCUCAUGUCAUGCUUCUCCGGCGUGGUUGGAAGACUUUUGCUAGUGCCCACAAGCUCGUGGAAGGGCACGUUCUUUGCUUCAAGCAGGUGGAGGCUGAUCCGCUCUCCAUCGAGGUCUUCGGGCAUUCAGGUGCUCGUUUAGGGUGCUGCGCAGAAAGCUCGAGCGAUGGUGAAAGCUCCUCCUUGAGCAAUAGCGACGAUAAGGACACUGACGGUGAAGACAGCGGCGAGGAGCCCCCGGUCGUCAAGCAUGAAGACGAUGACUCGGACUCUUGCUGA